Messenger RNA from Sparassis crispa, 378 nucleotides. RefSeq lists its product as hypothetical. The coding region runs from base 1 to 378 and encodes 125 amino acids. The transcript is spliced from 2 exons. NCBI's taxonomy places the organism in Eukaryota, Fungi, Basidiomycota, Agaricomycetes, Polyporales, Sparassidaceae. The record is from RefSeq and is a predicted model, not a curated record.
AUGAGGCGCUAUUCCGAUCGGCUUCAACCCAUCCGCACGCGCUCGUCCUCCGUUGGGACGACGAACAACUCCCGAACGGAGUAUCGGCCAUCAAUGGCCGAUGUCACCUACAACACAUCCUUUCCCUCCCUCAUCCGCACUCUCUCAGCCCUCACAGGUGUGCAUUGCGAGCAACCCGUCGAAUGCAGCUGCGAGACUGGAGUCGCGACACAAUCAAAGUCGCCGUUGAUUUUGCUAGAAUAUAAUGAACGCGACGCCGCUGAACGAACCCUUUGGAAUAUGAUGUGUGAGGUUGGGAUCAAGUUCGAGCAAGUGGGCGAGAAGGUUGGUUCGGGAGGUGAGCCUGCAGAGAUUUGGGUUGGAAGCGUAUUACCAUAG